Messenger RNA from Drosophila bipectinata, 8591 nucleotides. It is a transcript of the gene pyd, whose product is annotated as zonula occludens-like protein polychaetoid. Gene Ontology annotation, cellular component: plasma membrane; bicellular tight junction. Lineage: Eukaryota; Metazoa; Arthropoda; Insecta; Diptera; Drosophilidae. Gene Ontology annotation, biological process: cell-cell adhesion; protein localization to cell-cell junction; cell-cell junction organization. Gene Ontology annotation, molecular function: cell adhesion molecule binding. The record is from RefSeq and is a predicted model, not a curated record.
CCACGAAGGCGACCGGUGUAUCGAACGGAGUCCGCAGUUCAGAAAUAAAUGGCGCGUUUUCUAACUACCUAAUAAAAUAAAAUCAAUUUAAAGUUUAAUAACUUACAACUAAAGUGUGCUAAUACAAGCAAAAAUUAAAAGUGCAAGCUAAUUACAUUGAAAUGAAAUCCAAUAUUAACAGGUCGAAAAAUCAGCUAAACAAGUAAAUAAAUUCAAGAUGCCUCUGGGUCUGGGCAUUCAAAGUGUGUGUGUGUUUGUAGCCAAAGAGUGCAAUAAAUAAAGCAAUAGCAUCCAAAAAAUCGGCAAACAACUGUAAACGAAAAGCAAAAUGACGCGCGAAGAAGAGGAAGAGGUGCGAUCCCUGCUGUCUCGCCACCAGGAGCGGAUCAUGCUGGACCUGGGCAGCACCGAUCUUCUGGCGGUGCUUGUGAAAAACUCGGUGUUAAGCCAGUCGGAAGAGGAUCUCCUGCUGAAGCCCUAUAACGCAGCCACGCCCACGCCCUCCACGACAGCUGCCUCAGAUCCACCUGGUACCGCUCCGACCCUGACCAAGCGGAAGCUCAGUGCUGUGGCCAGCAGCGGCAGCUCCGCCAGCGGGGGCAGCGGUAGCGGUGGCAGCGGCUCCUCGCGCUGCGCCAGCGUCAAUGGGGACGCGCACAGCGACAGCCGCCCCCUAACGCCCUCUGGCGGCAGCGGCGGCGGCUGCUCAGGACUCAGUGACGCCGAAAUCCUGCGGCUCCAGUGCUCCAACUUGAUCGAAAUCAUCGCCAAGAGUGGCUUCGAGAAGUUCAAGCAGUUUUGCUACGCCAUCGAGUGCGAGUGUCCGCAGCUGAUCGAGGAUCUAAUUAACGAUCGUCUUAAAAGCGGCUCGGCCAAUUUGGAUGAGGACAGUCCCAGUGAGGGGAAAAUAGAAAAGGAAAUCGAAUCGAUCGAUUACAUUGACAAGGAAAAGGAAAACGAUCGCAAUCGUCGGGCUGUCAGUUAUGGAGGUGAUAUUACCUCAUCACCCCAAUCAGCUACCAUACCACGUGCCGCCCCUCGCCGGGUGGCACUGAUGAAGGAACCUCCCCCGCCGCCACCCAAGCCCCAGCUGACGUCCAAGGCGUCACUGCAGUCCACGGACUCGAUCUCCUCUUGCUUGGCCAGCAAGUAUCCCCAGUCGGAGUACAAUCUCAUCCAGAAAAUCGACUCGAACAGCACUUUGACGGCACCGGCGCAGUAUCAGCCACAGAAUUUCUAUGCCAACACUGGGACAAUUUCCUCAACCAACGGCUAUGGAUCGCUACUGUGUCACUCCAGUUCCACGGCCAGUCCGCUGGCAGUUCGGAAGCGGGACAAGCUUCUGCACCGCUUCAGUGAUGCUGCCACAUUGGGUCGCAAGUUGAAGAAAAAGAAGAACACAAACCGCACCUGCCGCUCCAUGACGGAGGCCAUUGAGAUGCUGGCCGAUCCGGUUAUCGAGGAUGAAUUCUUUGGCGAUCGAACCACUUGGGAGUACCACACAGUUGCAGUCACCCGGGUGCCGGGUUAUGGCUUCGGCAUCGCCGUUUCCGGUGGACGUGAUAAUCCGCACUUCGCCAACGGAGAUCCAUCGAUAGCUGUUAGCGAUGUACUCAAAGGUGGCCCCGCCGAGGAUCGAUUGCAAGUCAACGAUCGGAUUAUAUCGGUGAAUGGCGUUUCCCUGGAGAACGUGGAGUACGCGACGGCGGUGCAAGUGUUGCGGGACAGUGGCAACACUGUGCAGCUUGUGGUGAAGAGGCGCGUGCCACUGAAUCCCGUCACGCCGGGUGGUGCGGCGGUGCAGCACCAGCACUCGCACAGCCUCAGCUCGGUGGGUCUGAUGGCCAAUGGUGGUGGCGUGGCGCCAACUCCCAUGACCAGUCUCAGCCAGCCGAACUCACUGAACUCGUCGCUGGUGCAAAAUGCCACCGGAGGUCAGCCCAUCAAGGUGACGCUCACGAAAGGCGGCAAGAAGGAUGACUACGGCGUGGUUCUGGGCUGCAGGCUGUUUGUCAAGGAGAUCUCCUCGAAGGCCAGGGAGCAGCUGAACGCCAAUGGCUAUAGCCUCCAGGAAGGGGACAUCAUUACACGCAUCCACAACACAAACUGCGGCGACACCAUGAGCCUAAAGGAGGCCAAGAAGAUCAUUGAUGGCUGCAAGGAGCGUCUGAACCUGGUGGUUCUCCGAGACAUCACCAACCAGGCGGCUGUGAGCCAACUGAAUCUUAACAACUCGACCAGCCAUCAGUCAGCAUCGGGAAAUAUUUAUGCCAGCCAUCAGGCACAGGUGUCCGGCUGCAGCAACGGCAACAACAACCUGGAGGACCCGUAUCUGCCAGGAGGGGCCAGCUACUCCUCCCAGAACCUCUAUGUUCAGCCACCAACCCGAACCUCGAACGGCCCCAACAUGAAUGGCAAUGUCCUGAACGAGGAGAAGAGCAAUCUGACACCCAGGGGCAGAUCGAGAGGUCCCUUGAUGGAUGGUGUCUCCCUGCAGCAACUGGACAGACCAGUGACCCCAACUGGUCGUGGCCGAAACGGUGUUGCCUCCGAUGAGCCACCACGUCCGCCGCCACCGAGGGGAUCCAGUGGCGGAGCCGCCCAGGAAGACUUCUACAGUUCCCGAAGACAGCUCUACGAGGAGCGCCAGAGUGCCGAGCCACGGUUCAUAUCCUUCCAAAAGGAAGGAAGCGUUGGCAUUCGUCUAACUGGUGGCAACGAAGCCGGAAUCUUUGUGACAGCCGUGCAGCCAGGAUCUCCAGCCUCGCUCCAGGGUCUAAUGCCGGGAGACAAGAUCCUGAAAGUCAACGACAUGGACAUGAACGGUGUGACCCGAGAGGAGGCCGUGCUCUUUCUGUUGAGUCUCCAGGAUCGCAUCGAUCUGAUUGUUCAGUACUGCAAGGAAGAGUACGAUGAGGUCGUGACCAACCAGCGUGGCGACUCUUUCCACAUCAAGACCCAUUUCCACUGCGAUAAUCCAUCCAAGGGCGAAAUGGCCUUCAAGGCGGGCGAUGUCUUCCGGGUGAUCGAUACCCUGCACAACGGAGUCGUCGGCUCCUGGCAGGUUCUGAAAAUAGGACGAGGACACCAGGAGAUGCAGCGUGGUGUGAUUCCGAACAAAUCGCGAGCCGAGGAACUGGCCACCGCUCAGUUCAAUGCCACCAAAAAGGAGAUGAACGCCAAUGAAUCGCGUGGAAACUUCUUCCGGCGAAGACGCUCCACGCAUCGCCGUUCGAAGAGUCUGUCCCGCGAAAACUGGGACGAUGUGGUAUUCUCCGACAGCAUUUCCAAGUUCCCGGCCUACGAGCGCGUGGUGCUGCGACAUCCUGGAUUCGUGCGCCCCGUUGUCCUCUUCGGACCCGUCUCCGACUUGGCCCGUGAACGCCUGGCCAAGGACUUCCCCGACAAGUUCUCGACCCCAUUGCAGGACGACGACAAAUCCGCCGGCAGUAGUGGAAAAUGCCGCAUUGUGCGGCUCUCGAAUAUACGCGAUGUGAUGGAUCGGGGCAAGCACGCCCUGCUGGACAUAACCCCGAAUGCGGUGGAUCGUCUCAACUAUGCCCAGUUCUAUCCGGUGGUCAUAUUCCUGAAGACGGACAGCAAGCACGUGAUCAAGCAACUGCGUCAUGGCCUGCCCAAGGCGGCCCACAAGAGCUCCAAGAAGCUGCUCGAGCAAUGCCAGAAGCUGGAGCGCGUCUGGUCGCAUAUCUUCAGCACUCAGAUUGCCCUGAGUGACGAGGAGUCCUGGUAUAGGAAGCUGCGCGAUUCGAUCGAUCUGCAGCAGAGCGGCGCCGUCUGGAUGUCCGAGUCUAAGCCCGUAGAAUCCCUUUCCGAUGAUUUCCUAUUCCCCAUGACCACCUCCCGACUCUCGUAUGCAUCAAGUCCCGAAUCCGAUUUGGAACUGAGUCCCGGCCCAUCCGCAUCAUUGUCGCUUGGCAAUUUGCCGCAGUUGGUUAAAGCGAGCUCAGAUCCAUCGAUUGCCACUAAUCAGGAUAACUUGGAUAGGGAUAGAGACAUAAUUGGUGAAGGAUUGCCACCUCCAUAUACGGUACCCUACGACCAUGGUGUCCCCGGGAACCCGAAUCGCCGCCAGACCAUGGAGUCCAGCCAAUAUAGCAUCUACGGCACAAAGGUGCCGCAGCAGCAGCAGCCUGGAGGUGACCCGGCGGCCAUCAGACCGCAAUCUCUGUACGGGAUUAAUGCCCCAGACCUGCCGCCGCGCAUCGAUCGGCAAUCGAAACCUGGAGAUAUGCCACUGAACACCUCAGGCUCGUCAUCCCGGAACGGAACCCUGAGUCGAAGUGCCCAGGAGCGUCUAUUUGGGAAAACCGUAGUGCAGGAUGAUGGCCAAGCCGAGUACAUCACCCGGAAUGCACUGGUUGGCUCAGGAGGAGCUGAAACCAUGGAAAGGCAGCAACAGCAGCAGCAGACCCACGCCUCUCUGGAGCGCCAGGCACGUUUGAACGCCCAACUGAAGGCCAAUGGAGGAGGCGGUGGUACCUCCACCUACGACAGCGUCUCCAGCUACGAUUCAUAUAAUAAUUCCCAAAUGGCCAUGCAGAACCUGGGACGACUGGGUCCCAAUGCACCCGACGAUCUCAAAUCAGUGCCAAAUGCAGGUGGUCGACCUUUACCUCCUGUGGGCCAAUCACACGAAUACGGCCGUAGCCCUCACGAUCAUCGGAACUUUGGUGGAGCCAACGAUCUAAACCGCCAGAACAGUCCUGGCAGACCUCAUUAUAAUGAUAUGAAUGCGUCCCGUAAUAUUGAUCCCCGCAAUGGCACUCCCCAGCGUCCUUCGAAUUUGGGUCUGGAGAGCAGUCCUCGAAAGCCUUUGGUGGAGACCAAAACCGAUUACGGCAAAUACAGUCGCAAUAACUCCGUAUCACAAGCGGAUUACACGAAAUUGCCGAAGACGACGCCACACGGAGUGGUGCCACCACCGAAUGUCAGCAAUGGCCAGGGCCAGAUGAAUGGCAGUGGAACGCCUAGUAGCAAUGGCAGUGGACCUUUUAAGCCGGUGCCACCGCCCAAACCGAAAAACUACAGGCCACCAGUGCAAAGUGGUGGUAGCAGUGGCAGUGGUGGCACCACACCCUGGGAGAAUGGGGACUCUGGUUCGCCGCGUUCACCCAACGGUUUCUACUAUCCGCCAACGCUAUCACAUCACCAUUACGGCCAACAGCCUACUCCUGGCUCGCCCAGCAACGGACACAUGCAACAGGCGCCGCAGCAGCAACAGCAGCAGCCCACCUAUGGUGGCAGCAAUGGAAACUACGGACAGGCGCCACCUCCACAGCCAUACCCUCCGGCCAAUGGCUAUAAUGGCAACAGUCACCACUACAACGGAGGCAGUGGCACAGGACCCUACAUAGCGCCACAUCGUGGCAUGCCACCGCCAAUCGGAAACCUGCCACCGCAUACCCCAGAACGCCAUGCCCUGGACUUGGCUGGAAGUCGAGAGCAGCGUGGAUCCGCAUUCGAACUAUAUCGUAAACCGCAAAUCGGAGGCGCCGCCGGGCACCAUCACAAUAUGAGCGAAAUGGAGCCGUACGAUGAGCGGUACGAUGAAUACUAUCGCAUGCCGCCACCUUCCCAUGGACAUCCCAUGCAGCGAUCCCGCUCUGCACCGCGUUACCCCCACGAGCGUCCACCUACGCAACAGGACCCCAUUUAUUAUGGACACUACGGCACUGCCAGGGCACACAGUCAGCCUCGGCAGCAAUAUCCCCCUCAUCCCCAACAACACCAUCCUCAGCAGCAGUAUUACGAUGAUCAUGGCAUGGAGAUGGCGCCACCCCCACUGCCACCGCAUAAGAAAAAGAAAUCCGUGCUCAAAAGCCCGCUUGUAGCCCUCAAGAAUGCUCUGAUCAAGAGCACUCGGCCCUUGAGAAGGAUGAACAGCAUGGUGGAGCCGGAAAGGAAGCCCAAGGGCUUGCGCCGCCAGCAAUCAAUGCUGGAAAGGGGAGUCCAAAGACCCUACUAUCCAGAUGAGUAUCCCACCUAUCCGGCGGGCUACGAUGAGCGUUCACAUGGCAUGAUGCCGCCACAUCCGCAGGAUGUUUACUAUCAACAGAGAAACGGCGGCCACUAUCCGCAGCAUCCGCAGGAUAUGAUGAACAGUACCUACCAGAAUCUGGAGAGCGAGGAUAUUUACGGAAACAUAGGUGGCAAUGGGACAGUGCCCAGGAUGCAGCAUCCCCAUGACAAUGGCUAUGACCAGUACGACCAAUACGACUUGUAUGCAAAUCGGGCUUGUAUUGAUCUCGAAAGGCGACAAGCCGAGGCAGCUGCGGCGGCUGCAGCAUCAGGGGGCAAGAAUGGUCGUAGGAUUGUUAGGCGCCAUAGCACUACCACAGCCGACCGUGGGGGUGGCAAUCAGUGGGCCAACAGGCGCCCUGUGGCUAGUCCUGGCUACGAGCAGGAUCCCCAAGAGAUCUACCAAACUCGCAAUGGGGCUUACAUGGUUCCCCAUGAACAACGCCGGGCCCCCAAUUCCGAGGUGAUGACUCGACGGCGAUUCUAUCCAGGAGCUGCUAACGAGGAGGAGCCACUCUAUCAAUCUCGACGGGAAAUGCAACGUGAAAUGCAACGCAAUCACUUGUACCAGUCCAAACGGGAAAUGCAGGAGCGGAUUAGCCAGGGAAAGCGGGACAUGGAGCGGGAGUUCAGUCCUCAAAGUAGCAGCAGCCAAUCGGAAGCCUCCAAUCCGGAGGCAAUCUAUCAAAGUCGGCGAGAGGCCAAGGAGAGUGCUCUUAAGACUCGAUCCCAGCUCAGGGAUCAAAUAUAUCAAACCAGACGCGAGGCUUUGGACAGCAUGGCGGAACCCAUUUACGUAUCCAAAAGGGACAUGGGCCGACCGGCGCCCAUUUACGAGACCCGGGAAGAGAGUAUCCUACAGUCGCGUGAAAAUGAAACUGAUGAGAAGAAAGAGGGCAAAUCUGAGCAGAUACAGGUGGAAAUUAAUGCCCAACCCGAAGAUCCCGUAGAAGUGGAUUCCACUUUAAGUCGUUCCGAUCUGCAAAAAUCAUCAGAUACUGUGAUUGAAAAUCCAGCCAGAGCUCCUCUGGUCAAGGAUGAAGUGGAUGAGGUGGAGGCUCAGCAGCAGGGGGAAGAAAAUCCCGAUGAGAGCUCCAUGGACGCCACGGAACAGGUCACGGCCAUUGAAAACAACCAUCACAAUGAGGCCAUGUUGCAGGCCAGUGGAACUCAAAAUGAGUCCGAUGACGUCUUUGAGGCAGCCGAUCAGGUUGCACCACUAGCCCCGCCUCCCGCUCCUAUGGCAGUGCAACAGCCACCCACUCCCCGGUCCGGCAGGGCACCCUUUCACAUUUCCAAUAUACUGAAACGCACGGCCCCGCCACCAAGCUCCCCCAUCGGGGACAGUUGCACCUCCAUUGAGACGCAGUACACCUCGCAGGCCAGCCUCCCAGUGGGCCCACCCAAUGCCACCAGUACGCCAUUUAGUAGCAACAUGUCCCUGCCCAUCGCUGGACCCGUGAACAAUGCCCCACCCCAAGCCACCAAUGCCGGACCCUUUCCCGCCACUCCCCGGGAACCCAGCACGUCGCGGGGAUUUUUCGAUUCCAAUGGUGGAACUCUGGCGGAUAAAUUGUGGCACGUUUCGUUGCAAAUCCCACCGGGAGCCAUUCCACCCGGAGUGCGGCAGGAGAUCUACUUCACCGUGAGCGAUCCCCGGAUGGGUCAGGCCGUCGGUGGCCCGCCCCUGGAUAUGGAAAAUGGUGAGACAAUGCUUUCGCCGCUGGUGAUGUGCGGGCCCCAAGGCCUUGAGUUUCUAGUACCGGUUACCCUCAACAUACCCCACUGUGCCGGACGUACUGCAUCCCUGGGCCUGGCCCUCAAGGCGACCGACAGCGAGAAGAACCUUCACACCGAGUGGGACAACAUCGAUCUGCCCAGCAAUGCGGCCGCCCACACGGUCUCCGUCAAGGUGGAUCACUUCUAAUCAGCCCAGCAUUAAGUUUCAUACACCAUAUACCCACUCAUCCGUAAACUUAGCAAAAAAACACACACAUUCACGAACGAGAAACGCAAUUGUAAAUAUAAUGAUCCAUAAACAUGUUAUGUUAGAGCAAGAAAAACGAAAAAAAAACAAACUUAGGCAUCGCUUAUAAAAUAAUUAAUUUAAUUCGAAUAUUGUCUGUUAAUUGUGCCUUUGAGUGAUCGUUUGGCUCUGCCUUUCAAAUAUAUUAUCGAGCUAGAAAUUAAUCAAUCGAAUGCAAAGGACAUUUGUAUAAAGCGAUUAGGAUUACCUAUAUAAACCAAUUAUUUUGUAUAUUACUAUGUAUUUUAUAUAUUUACAUAAUUUUAAUGAAUUUAAUUGACAAUUAAUUAGCUAUUCGACCCAUUAUACAUUUUAUUGCAUUCAAAUUGUUAAAAGCGUGCAUAUUUUGCAAGCAUUAGUUUAUCAUUAAAAAAAAACAAAUUAUAGCGAUAUCCUUAGAGCCUAUGCACACCUAUACACAUUGUAUAACCAGAACAGAAAAUAAAUAUUUAUACGCAUUUUUGUAAUAAAAACUAUACACACGUGGAAAGCUUGGGAAUAAAUAAAGAGCAACUAUAAAAAUAAA